Messenger RNA from Phytophthora sojae, 1167 nucleotides. RefSeq lists its product as hypothetical. The coding region runs from base 1 to 1167 and encodes 388 amino acids. The record is from RefSeq and is a predicted model, not a curated record. Lineage: Eukaryota; Oomycota; Peronosporomycetes; Peronosporales; Peronosporaceae. The transcript has a single exon.
AUGACAUCUCCGCCUCGUAUGGACGAGUGCGCGGGCGUCUUGGAGAGCUUCCUGCACGACAUGGAGGCGCUCGACCAUCUGCAGCAGAUGCCGGACCAACGCAGGGCGCCAGAGCCCGCCUCCAAGCCCGCAAAGCGAGCUGCAGCUGGAUCCAAGAAGAGGCGCACGAAUCCGACGUGGCUCAAGCGCAAGCACGAGCUGCAGGCGCUGCAAGAGCACGCGGCGGCGAUGGAGACUCGCGUCCUGUACCUGCAGAUGAAACGUGCUUCAAGUAUGGACGAGAGUGCGGCGAGGACGGGGGCGUUGGUGGAGAAGAAGCGGCGGCAGGACGUGCAGCAGGAGAACGAGCGCCUUCGCGAGCACCUCAAGGUUUCUGUGGCGCAGGCAAAGGCGCUGCUGGCCGCUACUGAAGACAGUCGCCAACGGCAGUUGGUGUAUCCUAGUGUAUCGGCCACACAAGAGCAUCGGCUCCAGUUGACUAGCGAUUCGGACGUCUUCCAGCUGCUCCAGACACGAGUGGACGCGCGGUUCUACGAGCUGGAGGAGUCCUUCGCUCGCAUGGAGCAGCCCAUGACCUCAAUUGAUACCGACGUGGUCGAGACGUCUGUGCUGGGAUCUGUGGAGCUUGCGCGUCUCCAGCUGCUUCCGUUCCCGAACGCCGACAUGUUCUCUGCGUUCUGGACGAUCAUCGAGAGGGGCAGCUUCCCAGAUGGCGAAGACUCGGUCCUGACGCGACUGUCGAACGACGUGUACGGUGUCAAGUCCCGCGUGACCGUGCAGCUCGCUUCGGGAGGCACCAUCGACCUCUGCAGCUCCAGUGUGCUCAAGCGCUUCGCCACGUCGAAAGGAGUCGUCGUCAUGACGGAGUCGAAUUCGAAUUGGACAGCCGACCACCCGAACACAGGCAAAUGGAGCCACUCGACGCACGAAGGCGGCUGCUUCGCAAUGCGCGACUACCCGGUGGAAUGCGGCGCCUCCUCUGGUAUCUGUCAAGCCCGAUCGGUGCUCCGACUUCGACCCGUUCUUCCCGACUGUGAUCCGCUGGAAGCACCUCAAAGAGUGAAUGAAGUGGUGAUCCCGUCCUUCCGAGAGCUUGUAAACUCCCGCCACCAGUUUGUUGAGAACGCACUAUUCGAUAUCAUCCGCUCUCGGACGCAGAGCUCAUGA